Staurois parvus is the source of this 319-nucleotide messenger RNA. The record is from the annotation of a GenBank genome assembly. NCBI's taxonomy places the organism in Eukaryota, Metazoa, Chordata, Amphibia, Anura, Ranidae.
GAGAGCUGUGAUUGGUCACAGCUUGUCACAUGGUACAAGGCUGCUGUGAAUAGUCUUGUACCAUGUGAUCUCUGUGAUCAUUCACAGAUUUCACACGUAGCAAGCAAUGAUGUCAGAAGUGACAUCUUGCUUACUACUAUUCAUGUAAUCACUGAUUGGCUAAUCAUUGGAUUGGACUGUCUCUGAGCUGGAUUGGGCUGUCUAUUAGCUGGAUUAGACUGUCUCUUGGCUGGAUUGGGAUGUCUCUAAGGCUGGCCAUACAAUAUUCAAUUCUCUUGAGAUUUUUGCUUUAGAUUUACCAAAAAACAUAUAAAAGGAG